Messenger RNA from Arabidopsis arenosa, 744 nucleotides. The record is from the annotation of a GenBank genome assembly. Lineage: Eukaryota; Viridiplantae; Streptophyta; Magnoliopsida; Brassicales; Brassicaceae.
AAACAAAACACUUGACACAUUUCAAAAGAAAUCAAUCAAUCGAGAAAUGGCAAUGUCUGGAACAUACGUGGCGGAGGUACCGCUUAAGGGGUCGGCGGAGAAACACUACAAGAGGUGGAGGAACGAAAACCACCUCUUCCAGGAUGCCAUCGGCCACCACAUCCAAGGUUGCACUAUGCAUGACGGUGACUGGGACUCCCACGGCUCCAUCCGAUCAUGGAACAUCACAUGCGAUGGAAAGCCGGAAGUCUUCAAGGAGAAGAGAGAGAUAGACGACAAAAAUAUGGCGUUGACAUUGAGAGGGCUAGAGGGUCACGCGAUGGAGAAGUACAAGAAGUAUGAGGUUAUCUACCAGUUCAUUCCCAAGUCGAAGGAAGGUUGCGUCUGCAAAAUUACUCUGAUAUGGGAGAAGCGCAACGAAAACUCCCCUGAACCCAUCAACUACAUGAAGUUUGUCAAGAGCUUAGUUGCUGACAUGGACGACCACGUCCUUAAGGGCCAGAACAAAGCUUAAAUACCCUCCAUGGUCAUUGUCGUAUGAUCAUCAUCUUUAUGUAUGUGUAUCUUGUGUUUGCCUCGUACGUGGCUUAUCAUCCGCCUUCCCCUUUGUACAUUCCCUGUUAUGCUAAUAAUAAUGGAGGUCUUGUAUGCUUAUGUAUCAUCUCUGUUUGAUGAUUAUAUGUUGUUAUGAAUUAUGAUGUUGUUAUGGUGUAAGUGUGUUCGUAAUAUAAUAGUAAUUGAAAG